AUCUGGUGUACAUCGCUGACAAUACGUUUGACGUUGAUCCAUUCCUAUCCACAGUGAAAAACAACAAAACAAAAGUUUAUUAUCUAAAUUUAGUCAAUUACCAUGUAUUACACAUGAAAAAAUGGUACAUAUUUAAGAAGUACACUAAAGCUUUAAACAUUCCUUCGGUCUAAUCAUUGUGAUAGAUAUAUAGGUUUAAUUAUGGAUAUAUUUGCUAUAUUUUUUGUAGCCCUUAUUUCAUUAAUUGCGGGUAUUAUAGUAACCCUUUGUAUACAGUAUUAUAUUUUCUAUGUUUACCUCAAGAAAAGUCCUUUAUCUAGUGGUACAACGCCAAAAAAAUCGUUUGAAUAUUAUUUACCAGAUGCAAUCAAACACCAGUUAGGAGCAGGGGAUAUGAGUGAUAAAAGUAAAGGAGGACUUGCCAUUAGCCUUAUAAUGCAGUUUUUAUUUCAUGAGCUAAGACACUCUGAAGCUAUAAAAAGAUGGUUGUAUAAAAAGUUGACAAUGGAAUUUGAUGAGCUUUUAACCAAAACUACAAUGGGAAAAUGCUUCGAUUCAAUAAGUAUUAAGGAUAUGGAUUUGGGAUCUCAGUUUCCAGACAUUAAAGAUAUAUCUGUAGAGAGUGUUAAAUUAGAUGAAAAGGAAGAGCACAUUGAAGUUUUGAAUCUUGGACUAAACGUAGAUUAUUCUGGCAACUUUUUGCUGUGCAUAGAUGCCAAAAUGAAAUUUAGUAAAACUGCCUAUCUUUCAAUUAAAGUAAAGAAAAUUUGUGGUUUUGCCAGACUUCAGUUUUCCAGACAGCCAUAUACACACUGGUCAUUCAGCUUUUAUACAGAACCUGUUUUGGAGCUGGCAGUAGAGUCUCAUUUUCAAGGCAGACAACUGCAAUCAAAUAUAACAAACUUAAUAGUCAAUCAGAUUAAAAAAGCUAUUAAAAGGAAGCAUACUUUGCCGAAUUACAAAAUUAGGUAUAAACCUUUCUUCGUAAAAACCGAUCCUAGUCAACUAGACAUUGACGAUAGUGAAAAUGCCCUGCAAGGAACACUUGAAAUGAAUGUAUCAGAAGUUUCCAGAUUGUCAUUACCAGAUAAUGCUCAAAAUAUUUAUCUAACUAUAGCUAUAGAUGCAAUUCCUUGGAUAUGUUUGUGCCAGAAAAAUGAAGCUAUGGUCAUGACAUUGGAGAUAACCAUGACAAAACUGAAACAAACGCAAUUAGGAGUGAUUUUUCGCCAAGAAGCAGGUUCAGUGGUUGUAGAUAGUGUGACCAGUAAUUCCUGCGCCUACCAUGCCGGGUUAAGGGCCGCUGAUGUGGUUGUUUCUGUGGAAAAUAAAUUAGUUACUACAGUUCCUCAAGUUGCCAAAUAUAUGAAGUCCGUAUCAGGAACUAAUGUUACUUUACGAGUGGAAAGAGCUGUUGAGAACUACAUUACGAAGUGGAAGCUUAAUGAUGAGAAAGAACCACCUAUAACAAUAGCAUCUGAAGUAAAAUGUGAAGACAGCGAGACAGAGCUGACUCAACAAGAACAGGAAUCUUUUGUUAUUAUAGAAAACAUAAAAAAAGAAGAGCGGAAGGCCCGGGCUCAGAAAAUAAUUCCCAGCAAUGAGAACAUGGCCAAGCUGGCACAAACUAUCAGCAGUUUCAGUUUGAGGAAACGAAAAAUCUUAGGCGGAGGAGCGUCACCAAAUACUCCGCAACGAUCGCGCGUUCCUCCUGCCAAAAAGAAUUCCACUUCUGAUUUGCCAGAAAUUGUACGAACGGAAGUGGAUAGUCUGGAAUGCGAACAUAUUUUUUCAGCUAUUGAAAUAUUUAAAGGGAAAGAACUACGCCUUGACAAUGUUCUGCCCUUCGAUGACGAUUUUCGCUUUAUAAUCAAAGAAGGCGCGAAAUACAUUAAUGUAAACGCUUGGGCAACAUUCAACGACUCUCCUGAUGUUCUUCUGGGCUACUUAAAUAUUCCCUUAAAUUACGUUGCUUCUGAAUGUUCAUCCAGCGUGCUGGGACAUCACUCUAGACGAUAUUCGUUUUUGCCACCAGGUGUAACGUCCACAGCCACAGUGCACCCUCUUAGGGCACAUUCAGGGUUUGAGCAUGUAUUUUGCUUCGGCGAUGCCCUUUUAACGUUCGCUUGGUCGCCCAUCGAGAAUCCUGAAUCGCGAAGAAAAACUUCAACAGCGGUUGAUAAUAAGACUGAUGUUUCUGGAAUAAGAAACAAACACGACUUUGUAAGGACGCAGUUCCACGGAACGACACAUUGCGAUUUUUGUUCAAAAAAGAUAUGGCUGAAAGAUGCUGUUCAAUGUAGACAAUGUGGUAUGUGUUGCCACAAAAAAUGUGUUGCAAAGUGUCAGACCAGCAGCAGUUGUAGCGCUGACUCGUCGGCGCUUCCUAAGACUGUUGAUGCCCCUCUUAUUGAUGCUGUUCUUCAACCUGAUGGAUGCUUUGAUGACGCUGAAGGGAUGGAAAGCAACUUGAAAAGGGUUAAUAGUGUGACAAAUCUUAGUAUUCCAGGUUCACCCUCAUUUUCCUCGCGUAGUUUACCACCCAGUCCGCAAAGGACUCCCAUUAGAAAACAAUCGCUAAUUUGUGUCAACCCAUUUUCCCUUUGCCCCAUUGCCCUGGAAGAAGUACAAAAAACCCCACAGGAUUCAUGCGAAAUUAUUUCUAGACUCUUGGAUCAGGUCAUUUCGAGUCCUCCGGAUGAAAAUUUAAUGGACAACGCAAAAGAAAGUGGUCAAAAAAUGUACGUCCAUUUGGAAAUCGAAGAAAAGAGAGAGAAAAUCAAUUUGAUGAUGGCCGAAUUGAAGAAAACGUUAGACCUAACAACAACAGAGCAUAUGGAACUAACCAAGAAAAUGAACUUGGAAGAAUCGGAAGUCGAAAAAGCCAAAUUAGCCUUUCUGGUAGGCCAAGCAGAUGCCAAAGUACAUGCACUGUCCGUGCUGAUGUUGCACUACUGCUCAGGACUACAGUAUUCACACGAAAAAAUAUUGUAAAUGAAAAGGUUUGCUUUGUCACACUUUUCGGGGUGCUGUUUUAAAUGCAUUCUAAGCAUUUAUUCAAAAGUACCGUUUUUGCAACAUAUUUAUAUCGAUACACCAACGCGUAAAUGUACAGAUAAAACGGCGAUCAUUGGAUAGUAUGUACUUAUUUUCACUCGCAUAUUUAUUUCUUUUCACUUCACUACAGCGCAAGCCGCCAGAAAAUAUAACUAUUAUGUUUGAAUUUGGAAAUUCUACGCACAACUUUACAGCGCUUUUUAUCUCUACAGUCAUCAGAAAAUUAUUUUUAAUCUUAUUAAAUUAUGCAGGCAUACGCACACACACAACACCUAGAAUGGAAGCAAGUAUUUAAUUGAUAGAUACAAACACGCUUUGUUUUUAUCUGCUUAUUAAGUAUCGUUUUUUUAUAGCUUUUAGUGAUUUAUAGGUGGCUUACAAAUUUCAUUCGUCCGAGUAAUGUUUUUAGUCUGUACAUACACAUAGCAACUUGAGUACGAUUGGUGUAUGCUUUAAAAACUAUCGUAUGGAACUUUUUUUUUCUAUCAAUUCGGGAACAUUAUCAAGAUUUCACUUCACAUUUAUAUGCGUAAAAUUUACUAAAUCGUGCAUAUCAGAAAGGAAUAUUGAAAUAAACCGAAUCGUUUUUGUUUUGAAUUUACUUAGUCAGUAUUUAGUAGCGAAGCAGUUCUUAGAACAUGCCCAAUGAAAGUAUUUAUUUAUUUAUUAAAUAUACAUAUAUCAAGCCGUUGAUCUCAUUGAAAACAUAUUUGUACAUCAUUCUCAGUCAGGUCUUUGCAAACUGUUAUGCCAAUAUUAUGAAACGUUAGAUUAAUUUAAUUGCAAAUUAAUUUAACACAGGAAUAGUAAAGGAUGUUCUAAAUAAAAUCGGUAUUAUUUGCAAGCUUAUAAUUAGCCAACGUCUGAUUUUAAUUUCCGUGGACUGAUUGUACACAACACGUUUGCGCGCAAAUUGCAAAUAAAUAUUUUAUUAAACCCUGUGCAUUUGCUAAAACUCAAAGCAGCCAUAGAAAAACCUUAACGAAUAUUGAUAUCCCUUUAAAUGUUUCAAUUCAAUUAAAAUACUUGGAUGAUGUGCUUUGAAUUUUUAGCUAUUAUACAGACUCAGCAUACAGAUAGAAAAAUCUCUCCUUAAAAAAAUAUUGAAAGCAUUUAGAAAACGCGUUAAGUGUGUUUAUUUAAAUGUUAGUCGCUAACACUGUUUAGCAUAUUUCUAGCCUGUGUCGCAAAAUAUCGUUCUAUGUGUUAUAGUGUAGCUUGUAUUAUUUGAGUUCGGGUGAGUAUGCAAUAUUGGUAGCUUUACAUUGAUGGGUUGUGAUAUGUUAAUUUUCUUUUACAAGACGGCUGAACUAGAACAAAAUAUCUAGGCAAUUAUACAUAUCUCCAUAAAAGGGUCACAAAACAAGCCUCUUAUCUACUGUCAGAGAUUUGCAAAAGAUAUUAUUAACUCAAUCUUAAGCUACUACCAAAUUGUCAAUUGAAGUUCAUUUAUUUUAACAAUGUAUUUCGCUUAUCUGUUAUAUAAAUAUCUAUUCCGUGUAGUGAUAGAUGCAAAUUAAAGAUUGUCGGAAAAUAGAUAGUUAAGAAAAACAUGUACUAGGUGUACUGUAAGUACAAAACUUUGGAAGGGUUUUUAUUUAUUAUCAACUAUGGAUUUCCGUAAAAAAUACAGGAAAAACGGGUUUCAGAGCAAGUAUUGAUAUUCCCCAAGACACUGAUUGUAACUAUAUUGAAAAUAUAUUUGUCUAAUAGUUGUUAUGCAUGUAGAUAUUUAAUACUUUAACUAUCUGCAUACAUUUUUAUUUUUUAUUCAAUUAUUCCAAUUAUUUAAAAAAAUCCUUGCAACUUUUGUAUUUACGCCACAUACCAUUUUCCUGUUAUUAAGCGUCGUAGUGAGUGUCGAAAUAUAAAUAACCCUGUACAUAUAUCACUAGUCAAUUAUUCGAAAUAUUUUAUUGUAUUGUCUAAAAAAUGUUGGCUGUUUUCAUUUGGAUAAAAUUGUGUUAUAUUCGGAAUUUCCUACAGCUGCUAUCUGUUCCAAACGUGCUAAGAUGUUCAAAGUUCAGACGUUGAUUUUUGUUAUUAUCUUCUCUACACGUUAUAGUUGGGAGAAGCAGUUUUUUGUUCUAAAAUAUAUUGUGAUAUAAUAUGUAUAAGUCCAUUUUAAGUUGUUAGACAAAGCUUAAAAGUAAAGAAGUAAAACAGCA
Messenger RNA from Dendroctonus ponderosae (mountain pine beetle), 5225 nucleotides. It is a transcript of the gene Pdzd8, whose product is annotated as PDZ domain-containing protein 8. The coding region runs from base 202 to 2994 and encodes 930 amino acids. Gene Ontology annotation, biological process: mitochondrial calcium ion homeostasis. Gene Ontology annotation, cellular component: mitochondria-associated endoplasmic reticulum membrane contact site. The transcript has 15 exons. NCBI's taxonomy places the organism in Eukaryota, Metazoa, Arthropoda, Insecta, Coleoptera, Curculionidae. The record is from RefSeq and is a predicted model, not a curated record. Gene Ontology annotation, molecular function: protein binding; lipid binding.